Molecule: messenger RNA, 1487 nt
Organism: Cryptococcus deneoformans JEC21
Lineage: Eukaryota; Fungi; Basidiomycota; Tremellomycetes; Tremellales; Cryptococcaceae
Exons: 2
Coding region: 466-834 (122 amino acids)
Source: RefSeq, a predicted model, not a curated record
GGACUUACACCGAGCUGGGCAAUUCUCCAGGUGUGCUUCCAGUCGAUGACUCGCUUGGAGAAACACCAAGACUCGUAAGCAAUCUUCACAGGAGAAUUAUGCUUCGCAAUGAACUCAGCGAGUCAGCGCAUGUCCUCGGCAGUCUUUUCUUCAGGCGCGGCGUUGGCCUCGGCAUAAUCGUUAGAUCCAACCUAAAGUACACUAACUGGUCAAACACGCAAUAUCUUGCGGACCGAAAGAUAUUACGUACUUGGAGCUGGUCGAUACCAAGCUCGGAACAGAGAGCAACCAAUUUUAAGCCUUUCGCCCGGCCCACUCAGCACAUUUAGAGCCCUGGGGACAUCCGUCAAACUGGUUGAGGCUGGAGGACGAGACAGGUCAUACCAUACUUGGCGACGAGCUUCUUGCAGCCUUCAGCCUUGGCGUAGAGUGUUUCCCCAAUAGUACUGUCAGAAGGGCCGAUCAAUGCUCGGCCAAUGCGACUCACGUUUAGCAAACUGCUCCUCGGUUUCAAAGAUAAAGACGCCAAGCUUCUCAAGUGGACUCGGAGUUGGCCAAGAAUCCUCACAGCUCCCCCAAGUGCCGAUAUCUUUUAUAUUGUCCGACUUACUGAGCCUCGAUAGUUGGUCAGGUAUGCGUCAUGCCAACGAGAAGAGUAACAGUCUCACAACAUUCUCCCAUCUCGCUGAGCAGAGGUGGCAGCAGGACGCAAUGCAUAGGUUACAAAAGAGAGCGCUAAGGAACAGACUUACCUUUAUCAUAGCCAGCUCGCACAUGCCCUUCUACUCGGUAUCAUGCCACCCAUUAUGCUUAUACUGCGCUGUGCUUCUAUAACAUCAUAUAUCUAACGUUUGCGCCGCCAUUGAAAGUCGAACAAAUGAGUCGGUGAAGUAGGCGAAAGUAAAGAUGGUAGUGAGGAUGAUGAGAGAAUAGGCAAGGGAGUGUGGAAGGUGGAGAACGAACAGCGGUGAACCUAUACAGUCGUUAGCAUUAUUGCAACCAGUGAAGAGAUAAACUAUCAGAUUCACGAUAGAAGAGACUGCGUAUAUGUGAGCGUUUUAUCUUGCUAGGAGGAUAAGUAUGGACUACCUGCAAAUUCCCCUCCGUCCACAGUGUAUACCCUGCACACCAACACCUACCUCUCGAUGCUCGAUGAUGGGUUCUUGGAGCCAAGAGUAUUUUUAUCGAAUGCAGGCCACAAGACAGACUCCGAGAAUAGGAGAGAAAGUCGCUAGAUGGGGAUGGAAGGGGAAGAGAUCAGCUCGGAAACGGGCGAAUGGCGAGCGGAUAGAGAGUAGGACAACAACAGAAUCAAUUAUGGAUGGGAAUGGAAGGACAGUGGAGUGGAAGGGAAUGGUGUUCGGGAAUUGUAUCUGCUUUGAUUUGUCAGCAGUGUAAUAUACUAUUAUUUACCCAGCUUCAAUUCGGCCCUAUGCCCACCUGCCCUAUUCAUCCCUACCGCAGCUGCAAUCUUGCAGCCCUUCUCG